Messenger RNA from Coffea eugenioides, 652 nucleotides. RefSeq names its product 60S ribosomal protein L35-like. Gene Ontology annotation, biological process: translation; maturation of LSU-rRNA from tricistronic rRNA transcript (SSU-rRNA, 5.8S rRNA, LSU-rRNA). Bases 105 to 476 code for a protein of 123 amino acids. The record is from RefSeq and is a predicted model, not a curated record. The transcript has 4 exons. Gene Ontology annotation, molecular function: structural constituent of ribosome; mRNA binding. Gene Ontology annotation, cellular component: ribosome; cytosolic large ribosomal subunit. NCBI's taxonomy places the organism in Eukaryota, Viridiplantae, Streptophyta, Magnoliopsida, Gentianales, Rubiaceae.
AGGGACAUCAUCACAGAAUUAGGGUUUUUCCGCCUCACUCAUAUCUGCUGUCUCUCUGUCACACACACACACACACACAGAGCUGAGGGAUACGAGACGACGCCAUGGCCCGGAUCAAGGUUCAUGAGCUGAGGCAGAAAAACAAAGCCGAGCUUUUGGCUCAGUUGAAGGAUCUAAAAGCCGAAUUGGCUCUCCUCCGAGUCGCUAAAGUCACCGGUGGCGCCGCCAACAAGCUUUCCAAGAUAAAGGUAGUUAGGUUGUCAAUAGCGCAGGUGCUGACGGUGAUUUCUCAGAAGCAGAAGGCAGCAUUGAGGGAGGUUUACAAGAACAAGAAGUAUUUGCCUCUUGACCUCCGCCCUAAGAAGACCAGAGCUAUCCGCCGUCGCCUCACCAAACACCAGGCUUCUUUGAAGACAGAAAGACAGAAGAAGAAAGAGACGUACUUUCCCUUGAGGAAAUAUGCAAUUAAGGUUUAGAUCGACCAUGUUGGAUUUGAUUUUGGUGUUUCAACCUGUCUGAACACGAAGAAAAAUCAUAUUUUGCUCCAUUUCUGUUGCUAGCCUAAGGAAUAUAUGGAUCACUGUGAACAAAGCUUUAAGCAUUCUGGUAGUCCAUUGUUUAUUUAAUCACAUGUCUGAUAGUUUUCUUGGUU